AUGGGUUGUAAUAAAUAUUUGCCAAGUUUAUCACAAAAUUUAAUUGAAAUAUUAGACGAUGAUGAAUAUUAUGAUAUCAUCAUUGAAGUUGGAAAGGAUUCAAAUAUAGAAGUAUUCCGUGCUCACAUGGUUAUUUUAUAUAUUUAUGGAGGACAUUUUUCUAUAGAGGAAUAUCAUGUAUCGGGCAUCGUCAAGGUUUUAGAAGCUGUCGAUGAAUUAGGUCUUCCAAGCUUUGAACAUGAAUCUCUCUCUGAACUCCAAAAAUUUUGCACUAAAAUUGCUUUUAAGGAACCCGGUAAGAUAUUUACCUUGUCAAAUUACUAUUCAAUUCCAGAGAAAUUAUUGGUCUCACUCAUUCAACACGAGAACCUUAAAAUGAGUGAUGCUCAAGUUUGGGAACAUGUGUUGAAAUGGGGAAUCUCUCGGAAUCCCAGGCUUUUUUCAAACCCUUCUAAUUAUUCAAUCGACGAUUUUGUCAUUUUGAGGAAUACCAUACAACAUUGCGUUCCAUUCAUUAGAUUUUAUAAUUUGACUUUCAAGGAAUUCUUGGAUAAAGUAUCCCCUUAUGAGAAGAUUUUACCCGUAGAAUUAUACAAAGGUUUAUUAAAAAAAUUUAUGAAUCCUAACAAUCAUAGACCAAGCAAAAAAUUUGAAUCGACUCAAGAUGAUUAA
This is a messenger RNA of Funneliformis caledonium, 672 nucleotides long. Lineage: Eukaryota; Fungi; Glomeromycota; Glomeromycetes; Glomerales; Glomeraceae. The record is from the annotation of a GenBank genome assembly.